AUGACAUACACAGAAAGAACACUUCGGAGCCUGAUGAGCGAAAUCCGGCAUCAGAUCGAUGGGAUGGAAAAAAAAUCGGGCUGCCCGAACUGGGUCCUGAAACUCCUCGUUCACCGACUGGAAGUGACUGUUGCUAUGAGAUCUUUGGGUGGCCUUGCGGGGGGUAGGCUGUGCGAUACUUGGACUGGGACACUUGGCAUCCUGAUUAGCCAUCCAGAACUUCACAUUAGCGUGGAAAGCUCCCAUGGUCCUUUGGAAAGGCUGUCUCGCCUUGCCACGUUUAGGAAGGCUAAAACAUUGAGUAUAGAUGGUUCGAUCUUUCUAAAUCUAGUGUCAGCGCCUAACAACUGGACGGGCAUGCAAGUAGGCUCAAUUGACGUUUCGCGGGUUACAGGAUCGGCCACACUAAUGCAAACACUGCUCCGAGACGGGCCGCUUUCUGCCUACCAGCCCGCCUAG
Aspergillus niger is the source of this 459-nucleotide messenger RNA. RefSeq lists its product as hypothetical. The coding region runs from base 1 to 459 and encodes 152 amino acids. The record is from RefSeq and is a predicted model, not a curated record. The transcript is spliced from 5 exons. NCBI's taxonomy places the organism in Eukaryota, Fungi, Ascomycota, Eurotiomycetes, Eurotiales, Aspergillaceae.